AUGAUGCCGAGGGAGAAGACUGCGAUGAAGAAGGUGAAGUGGGUUGAGAUUUGGAACUCGUUUUGGUUAUUGGAGCUGAGGAGGUUGAGGAUGGCGUCGUCGGUGGUGUUGAGGAGCAGGAAGGCGAGGUCACUGUUUGAGACUAAACUUGUCACUCUUAGCAACGAGGGUAUCUCCUGGUUUGCAGUCUUGCAUGCCAUACCUUUUGAGAACCUUUUCGAUAUAGCCCUUUUGUGA
Messenger RNA from Striga hermonthica, 237 nucleotides. The record is from the annotation of a GenBank genome assembly. NCBI's taxonomy places the organism in Eukaryota, Viridiplantae, Streptophyta, Magnoliopsida, Lamiales, Orobanchaceae.